CUGCUGCUGCUGUGGGCGGCGGCGCUGCCGGCCGGGGGCCAGCCGCCGGCGCCGCAGUACAACGGCGAGCGGGGCAUCUCCAUCCCGGACCACGGCUACUGCCAGCCCAUCUCCAUCCCGCUGUGCACCGACAUCGCCUACAACCAGACCAUCAUGCCCAACCUGCUGGGCCACACCAACCAGGAGGACGCGGGGCUGGAGGUGCACCAGUUCUACCCGCUGGUGAAGGUGCAGUGCUCGGCCGAGCUCAAGUUCUUCCUCUGCUCCAUGUACGCCCCGGUGUGCACCGUGCUGGAGCAGGCCCUGCCGCCCUGCCGCUCCCUCUGCGAGCGGGCCCGCCAGGGCUGCGAGGCCCUCAUGAACAAGUUCGGCUUCCAGUGGCCCGACACGCUGCGCUGCGAGAAGUUCCCGGUGCACGGGGCCGGCGAGCUCUGCGUGGGGCAAAACGCCUCCGAGCGCGGCACCCCCACGCCCGCCCUGCGCCCCGAGAGCUGGACCAGCAACCCCCACCGUGGGGGCGGCGGCGCCGGCGCCGGGGGCUCGGGGCCCGGCGAGCCCCGCGGGCGCUUCUCCUGCCCGCGGGCGCUGAAGGUGCCCUCCUACCUGAACUACCGCUUCCUGGGGGAGAAGGACUGCGGGGCGCCCUGCGAGCCCGGCCGCCUCUACGGGCUCAUGUACUUCGGGCCCGAGGAGCUGCGCUUCUCCCGCACCUGGAUCGGCAUCUGGUCGGUGCUCUGCUGCGCCUCCACCCUCUUCACCGUCCUCACCUACCUGGUGGACAUGAAGCGGUUCAGCUACCCCGAGCGGCCCAUCAUCUUCCUCUCGGGCUGCUACACGGCGGUGGCCGUGGCCUACAUCGCCGGCUUCCUCCUGGAGGAGAGGGUGGUCUGCAACGAGCGCUUCGCCGAGGACGGCUCCCGCACCGUGGCGCAGGGCACGAAGCGGGAGGGCUGCACCAUCCUCUUCAUGAUGCUCUACUUCUUCGGCAUGGCCAGCUCCAUCUGGUGGGUCAUCCUCUCGCUCACCUGGUUCCUCGCUGCCGGCAUGAAGUGGGGCCACGAGGCCAUCGAGGCCAACUCCCAGUACUUCCACCUGGCCGCCUGGGCCGUGCCGGCCAUCAAGACCAUCACCAUCCUGGCCCUGGGGCAGGUGGAUGGGGACGUCCUUAGUGGCGUCUGCUUUGUGGGCAUCAACAACGUGGACGCUCUGCGGGGCUUCGUGCUGGCCCCCUUGUUCGUCUACCUGUUCAUCGGCACCUCCUUCCUGCUGGCCGGCUUCGUGUCCCUCUUCAGGAUCCGGACCAUCAUGAAGCACGACGGCACCAAGACGGAGAAGCUGGAGAAGCUCAUGGUGAGGAUAGGCAUCUUCAGCGUCCUCUACACGGUGCCGGCCACCAUCGUCAUUGCCUGCUAUUUUUACGAGCAAGCUUUUAGGGAACAGUGGGAGAGGAGCUGGGUCACGCAGAGCUGUAAGAGCUAUGCCAUCCCCUGCCCCAACAACCACAGCAGCCACCACCCGCCCAUGAGCCCCGACUUCACCGUCUUCAUGAUCAAGUAUCUCAUGACCUUAAUCGUGGGCAUCACUUCGGGCUUCUGGAUCUGGUCUGGGAAAACCCUGAACUCCUGGAGGAAGUUUUACACCCGGCUCACCAACAGCAAGCAGGGCGAGACCACCGUCUGAGACCCCUGUCCGCCGGGCUGGGGGGAUGGCGGCCGGCUGGGGGACCGGGGCUCUGCCUCGGGAGGCAGCUGCUAAUCCAGCCCGGGCAAACUUUGGGGGAUGGCGAGUCGCUUCCGCGGGCG
Haliaeetus leucocephalus (bald eagle) is the source of this 1802-nucleotide messenger RNA. It is a transcript of the gene FZD1, whose product is annotated as frizzled class receptor 1. The annotation marks the transcript as partial. The transcript has a single exon. Lineage: Eukaryota; Metazoa; Chordata; Aves; Accipitriformes; Accipitridae. Gene Ontology annotation, biological process: non-canonical Wnt signaling pathway; canonical Wnt signaling pathway. Gene Ontology annotation, molecular function: Wnt-protein binding; Wnt receptor activity. The record is from RefSeq and is a predicted model, not a curated record. Gene Ontology annotation, cellular component: plasma membrane.